CUCACUAUUAAUCUUCCAUCUUCUUCUUCGCUUAUGGCCAACGAGGAGCCGAGACAUAGCACAAUUAGCUUCAGCGACGUCGAAAAACAAGAGAAUGAUCAGCUCGAGGUGGAGGUGGAAGUGGAGGUAGUUGACUAUGCCGUCCGGGCGCAGUGGCUCCGAGCGGCGGUGCUCGGCGCCAAUGACGGGCUGCUCUCAACGGCCUCCUUGAUGAUGGGAGUUGGCGCCGUGAGGACCGACAUGAAGACAAUGAUCCUGACCGGGAUUGCCGGCCUGGUCGCCGGGGCCUGCAGCAUGGCCAUCGGAGAGUUUGUCUCCGUCUACUCGCAACGGGACAUGGAGGUUGCUCAGAUGCAGAGGAAGGGAAACAAGGAGGGAGUGAAGAAGGAGAAGCUUCCGAGCCCGUUGAGGGCGGCGGCUGCUUCCGCGGUGGCGUUUGCGGCGGGAGCGGCGGUGCCGCUUCUGGGGGCGUCGUUUGUGAGGGAUUACAAGGUGAGGUUGGGAGUGGUGGUGAUGGUGGUGACUCUUGCCUUGUUAGGGUUUGGUGCUUUGGGUGCACUCUUGGGUAAGGCUCCUCCGGUGAAGUCAUCGGUUAGGGUUUUGCUUGGUGGGUGGCUGGCCAUGGGAAUCACUUUUGGCUUGACUAAGCUUUUUGGUUCCGUUGGAUUAUAGUGGUUUUCUCGGUUUAUUUUGUUGGGAUCAAUUUAUUUAUACGUGAUAGUGUUUAAAAAGAUGAAAAAAUAAUAAUAAUAAAGGAAAGAAAGAAAGAAAAGAAGGUUCGCCUAAUAGGGCACACUUUUUCUUUA
Morus notabilis is the source of this 806-nucleotide messenger RNA. Its product is annotated as vacuolar iron transporter homolog 2. Gene Ontology annotation, cellular component: membrane. NCBI's taxonomy places the organism in Eukaryota, Viridiplantae, Streptophyta, Magnoliopsida, Rosales, Moraceae. The transcript has a single exon. The record is from RefSeq and is a predicted model, not a curated record. Gene Ontology annotation, biological process: intracellular manganese ion homeostasis. The coding region runs from base 34 to 672 and encodes 212 amino acids. Gene Ontology annotation, molecular function: iron ion transmembrane transporter activity; manganese ion transmembrane transporter activity.